AAUGGGAAUUUAAAUACUAUGUUUUAGGUCAAAUUUUGUCAAAAUUUCGACAUCUUAUUCGGCAAAGUUCUAAAAUUUGUAAGUAGUACAACAAUCCAAGAGAAUUUUCGUUGUAGCGAAUUUCAGUAGAAACAUCAAUAUCGUGUGAAAAAAGUUAACAUUCUGAACAAAGAUUUUAGUACUAACAUGGCUUCUUCGGAUUCCAUAUUUUUGUUUGAAAUAACCCUCGAAGAUCUAAAGAGUUAUACAACAUGCACGAAAUUACGUAUUAAAUGUCAAUUCCAAGAUAUAUUCACGGUUCAGUUGAAAAACCCUAACGAACUGUACGCAGAGUCUCUUAUAUCAAAGAAAAAAGGUAAACGAAAAAAAUGUAGAUUAGGGGCUGCCUCUAACUACGUGGUGCCUUGUCAGGCGGCGAUGGUAGUCACCAACGUCGAAUCUCUCGUAUCCCUUAUGAGACAGUACCCGAUAGAACUGAUAUUGUGGAGCAAGGACGAGUCAUGCGCUUUAGGACUGUCAGAAAUACCGUGGAACCCGUCGUUUAUAAAAUAUUUACAGCAUCCCGAUAGAAUACAUCUUCCUUCUAAAUCGUUCAAGAAUAAGUAUGAUGUGUUUGAUGAAUAUACCUCGAGACGAAUGGCUGUAGUCACUUUAAACAUAAAAUUAACGCAAUUAAAUGAUGUUCCACAAAAAACCCUCACGUCAGGGGUUCGGUCAGAUGUUACUAAUGAAACUAUGCUUUCCGUUGAAAAUACUGGAACCAUAAAAACUGUUUACAGUGGCGGUAAAAAUAACUUUAGUAAAUAUUGUAACGAUAAAAUUGUUUUAAUAAAGGAGGAAAACCCAAUUCCAAUAACGCCUAAGGAGAAAAAACUAAAACAAGAAGUAACACAAUUGGAAAAAGAUACAGAUAAAGACGAUGUCUCACUUCAAACAUGUGUUACAAAGAGAAGUGGAAAAGCGGAAAAGAGUAUCGCAAGCCUGGUUAGGAGUCAGUCUGACUUAGACUACAAUAAACAUAUUGUUUUAAGGAAAUCAUAUUCCGCAAUAGAAAUUAAAGAGCGUUUAAACGUAUUAAAUCAUAUUUUCGGGGAACUUAAUGCUCCAAUGAGAGGUGCCCCGACUAGAAAUCAAGUGUACUGGGUGGAAUAUUGUACAGUUGAAAAAGGUUCUGCUAUAGAAAUCAAGAAUUCCGUUAAAAGUUUACCUUCAUUAUCUGACGUGAAAAUUACAACUAGCGAAGGAACCUCACAGUCACCUAAAGGCUAUUAUAAGUUUAAAGUAUGUGGAAGCGCAUGUAAAAUUGAGGGUGUAGAUAAAAAUCCUUGUUUCGAGAAUAUAUGUUCUACAGACUUGCCAUUAGAAACAGCACGAUUGAUCAACCUCCGUAAAUGUACUAAUAUUGUUGAAUGCAAUAAUAAGCGAGAAAGAGGGUCACUGUUGCCCGAGCAUAAGCCAAUUUUCUUGAAAAUGCCCGAGGGAAAAUAUGCAAAAGUUGAGGAAAUUGAAGGUACAGUGGAGGCCAAAAUGAAAAUUGACGACGAUCCUUGUUUCUGUACCUGUGAAUGUAGGUUUGGGUUCGUGAAAAGGUCAACUUUCUGCAAAAUUUGUGGAGGUUUCGAAAAAGUUGGAGAAGAUAUGGCUGAAAUUACUACAGAUCCAUUUCCUUGUCCUAUUUAUUACAAUUUAGAUCAGAAAAAAAAGAAGGUUAAGGAUGACAGUUCUACACACAUUGAACGUAGUAAAAAAACAAAGGCGGCUAAAGACGAGAGUGUAAGCGAAAAAGGCGAAACGAAAGGAAAAAAGAAAAAAAUUAUAGAUGACAGAUUCAAGUUCAACUAUGGUUACAAAGGUAUACCACCGAAGAUUGGGCAUGAAUUCUGUGGUGUUUUAACGUGUGCUGGAACAAUGCCUAAUGUACCGAAACACAUGGGUUGGUUGUGGACAGCUCCAAAUGUUCCUGGACUGAAGUUCCGUCCAACUUAUCGACCAGGAGCUACUAAUAGAAAAGUGGUACGCAUGUUGAAUGCCGCUAAAAAUCCUGACCUAUUACUUGCUAGGAGGAGAAAGAAACAAGAUAACAAGUUUAAACGACCUUUGAAACGACCCCUGCUUAUCGUUGAAAAGAAAGACGGAGAAUACACGGUUACAAUGGAAACUAUGAAAACAUUUUCUAAACCGAGAUAUCCGAAUAAUUAUCCUUAUGAAGACAAACCGUUAGUAACCUACACGAUUGGGAGAACUGAGGAAGAAAAUAGAGAACGAGCUAAGAAAAAAGCACGUGAACAAAGAAGACUUGAAAGAUAUCAAAGAGAAUUUAUACAAAGCGCUUUUAGAGAUAUGUGCAAAGAGAUUUGCAUAAAUACGUACCGCCAAGCACUUCAGCUUUUGCCUCAUUCUGAAGAUCCUCCGUGUUCGUGCUUCCCUGCUCUGCCUGGUCCGGAUAGAAUUGAUUUAGACCAUUCUUGUUCUUGCAGUGAUGCAUCUAAAUCUUCAAUUGGUUCUGCAACUGAUGAUGAUGAGUGGAUAGUUGAGUUUACGCCACCGGUUGCAUAUUUUAAUCCGGCUUUUAAAGGGAAGAAGAUCGUCAAAGUUGAUAAUUGUUCACAGUACUCAUAUCUAGAUUUUAGAGUGAAGUUGGUAGAUCGGCUUGGUAAUCCUGUACCUAGGUUCUUCAAGUAUAUAGAUGGUAGUACAAUGUGUAGUGACUUAGGAGGAUUCUGGAGUCCUGAUGAUAAAUGGCUAGAGAUUAAUGUAGAUGGCUUCAUAGGUCCUGACGGGCGGUGGGCGCCAAACGUUUUUACUGGGCCUAAUGGCGAACAAGUAGAAAACGAGGAUGGAAAAUUCCAAGCGGCAAAUAACGAAUGGCUGGAAAUUGGGGUUGAUGGUUAUGUGGAUUGUCAAGGGAAGUGGCGGUUUUAUCCAAGAGCUCGUGGAGGCGGACAAGGACGGAGAGGUGGAGAGGCAGUAGCAGCUAAAAACGGAAAAAAAAACAAAGGAAAGAAAUACGUAGCUGAAGAUAAAAGAGCUCCUAAAGAAACAUCCAAACCUUCCGAGGCGUCUUGGAGUUGCUUCGGUGACGCUUCACCAAAAGAUAUAUCUGGAUUGGGCAUCAAAGGUCACGGGCACGACAGGUUAUUAAUAUCGAAGUUUGGAAAGAUGGACGUACAAGGUGAUCAUACAAACAUACCUCACGUAAUACCUCGGUCAAAUUUUAAGAGAAAACACGGACGCGGCGCAGAUCGUACAUCUGAUGAUUCAGUACGUUAUAAAUGCAAACAUCCCAAAAGUUCGGGGAAAGGUAUCGUAGCAGUGGACGAACGCGGCAACAAGACUUUUUUUAGACUGAAAGAGUACCAAAAUCCAAGACCUAAGGACAGAUUGGUCACAUUGGAUAAGGAGGGUUUUAGUCUCAGUUCUUUCCAUGUACCGUGCUUUAGCUCGUUCAUUAACGGUGAGGUAAUGCGGCAGCAGCAGAUCGAACACAUUCUGAGGCACAACGAACGAGUAUUGAAAACAGCCAGCACGCAAGUAUGCUGACUUUGCCAUAAAUGUUUUUAUUUGGGUCUAAUUUAUUAGUGUAGUGACGUAUUAGUUCGAAUUCAAGUACAAUGUUUCGUCAUGUUUAAGUGAGAAUUUGUAACUGUAAGGAAAAUAAAGUAACCAUGUUUAUCG
Hyposmocoma kahamanoa is the source of this 3675-nucleotide messenger RNA. RefSeq lists its product as uncharacterized. Bases 187 to 3540 code for a protein of 1117 amino acids. The record is from RefSeq and is a predicted model, not a curated record. The transcript is spliced from 3 exons. NCBI's taxonomy places the organism in Eukaryota, Metazoa, Arthropoda, Insecta, Lepidoptera, Cosmopterigidae.